Messenger RNA from Aphidius gifuensis, 2165 nucleotides. Its product is annotated as protein PFC0760c-like. Lineage: Eukaryota; Metazoa; Arthropoda; Insecta; Hymenoptera; Braconidae. The transcript has 4 exons. Gene Ontology annotation, cellular component: SCF ubiquitin ligase complex. The record is from RefSeq and is a predicted model, not a curated record. Gene Ontology annotation, biological process: SCF-dependent proteasomal ubiquitin-dependent protein catabolic process. Bases 112 to 2034 code for a protein of 640 amino acids.
CUGCACUGCGACACGGUAUUACUAAUUAUAUUCCAGGUGAUAAUAUUCUCGAACAUUUGACGUUUGAACUUCCAACUUGGCUUGAAAAAAUUACAAAAAAAGACAUUAAUAAUGAUAAAUACAGAAAAAAUCAAUCAUGCUGAAAAAGAACAACUUUUUAAUGAUGUUGACCAAACAAUAGACGUCAACGACUUCCUGGAUGAUUAUUCAUUAGCAGAAAUAUUUAUGCUGUUGCCAAUACCUGAUAGAAUGGCCAUGGAAGAAGUUUGUCCAAAAUGGAAAGAAGCCUGUAAACUUGCUUGGUUAAACAUUAAAAAAUACAAAUGUGGCCAUACAAUUGGUCAUGCUUAUAAUGACAAGUUGCUGACACAAUCAUACGUCGAAAAAUUAUUAUUACGGUGUGGUAUUUAUUUGAAUGAAUUGUCUCUUUCAAAAAUUUGCACCUCGACUAUCAUGCCAAUAGUUGCUGAAAACUGUAAGAAUUUAACAAGACUUGAGUUUGCAUUCAACCAGAGAUCAAAAGUCAAUACUGAUGACUACAUUCAAGCUUUCAAGAAAUUAGAUAAAUUGAAAUACAUCAGAAUAGAAGCAACUUUUGAAAAACAUGAGACCACGAACUUAAAUUAUAAAAUAUUUGAUUGUCUUCCAGAAGAAAUGAAUGAAAUUCAUUUAAUUCAUCCAAGAUUCAUGUCCAGGACACCUGUACUUUUCAAUUUAAAAAGGUAUAAAAAUCUUCACAGCUUGACAUUAAAUGGCUGUACUUUAGAUAAUAUUAUAGAACAAAUAUCUGAACAAAUACCACUUGUUUAUCUUGAUCUUGAAAAAUCUUCGGUGACCAAUAAUUGCAUGUUUAAAGAAACUUAUAUAUUUAAUCAGCUUGUAAAUUUGGAAUAUUUUUAUUGUUUUGAUGAUUGGGACGUUAUUACUCGCAGUUCACCAAAUACUCUUUUCAAUACAUGCAAAAAUAUUAAAUAUUUCAACGGGUUAACUGAUGGCUCAUGUGGAAUUUUACCUGAAAACUUGGUAAAUCUUAAAAACUUGGAAAAUUUUACUAUAAGCUGGAAACUUACUGAUGAUUUAUCAUCACGCGAAAUUGUGAAACAUUGCAAGAAUUUGAAAUACCUACAUAUGAAAAAAGAAGCCACCAAGUUUUUUCUGCAGAAAUUGGAAAAAUUUAAAAAUCUUGAAUGUUUGGUAUAUCCGUUAUGUAACAUCGAUAUUGACUCAAUAAAUGCAAUUGUCAACAAUUGUAAACAACUCAAACGUCUGAGUACGUGCACUGGUAGUUUUCCAUAUUGUUUUGAAAAUGAUGUCUAUGAUGAUUAUGAUUAUGAUGAUUAUGAAGAUUACAACGAGGAUGAUGAUGAUGAUAAUGGUUGUGAUGAUGAUAAUUAUAAUUAUAGUUAUGAUUAUGAUGGUGGGGAUUAUGAUAAUGAUAGUAAUGAUAAUACUGAUUAUAGUGAUGAUGAUGGUAAUGAUAAUACCGAUUAUAGUAAUGAUAUUACUCAUAAUCGAGUUCCUUCUACAAGUAUUUUGGAUGAGUUAUCAAAAUUGGAACAUCUUGAAUAUUUGAAUAUGCGAUUUGAGUUGACGCUUCAAGACAGUAGUCUUAUUGCUAUUGCCAAUAAAUGUAAAAAUCUUGAGUAUCUGAAUAUAGAAUGCACACUUAUUACUCUAGCAGGUCUCAAUGCCAUAACCAAAAUAACAUCAUUACGAAGAUUGAAUGUGAGCAAUAACAAAUGUGUUACAAACAGUUUUCUCAGAAAAUUAAAAGGAUUAAAUUCUUUGAAUUGUAACAGAUGUAAAAAAAUUACUGAUGUUGGUAUUAUUCAAUUUAUAAAAAAUUGUCCAGAACUUAAAUAUCUUUCUCUCAGAUCCACUCGUAUGACAAUUAAUACCAUUAUUGCUGCCGACCGAGCUACCAAAUAUCGUGAAAACAAUAUUGUUUUGCAUUUACAUGGAUGUCGUGAAGAGCUUCAAACAGCUUGUAGAUCAAUAAUUAAAUCUAAACGGUUGGCAAUAUAUUAUUCAUAAGAAACUAUAUGCGUAUAAUUACUAUAUAUUUAAUGUAUAUUUAUUCAUAAAAUUUCAAUGUCGCUAUUGUAAAAUAAUUUUUAAAGUAAAAUUAUUUACUAUUUGAGAUUAAAUCAAAAUAAAUACACAAU